CGGGUAAGUGCCUCCCCUGGGGCUGCAUUCUAAUAAGCUAGUCCAAAAUAGUUCGUGGAAUACAUCUUGAUGUAUUGAAUCGCAUUGCAAAAACAAGCUACUUCUUCGCAUUACGCGUCAUGCGAGAGCAUUCAAACAGGACUCAGUGUACUGCUUUUUCUGUUACAUUAGUAAUAACAGCAGCAUUGACUGAAGACAGCAGGAGCGCAAGACAACGCUUGUAUCUCUGAGUGCAGAGCCAACGGAGGAAUAUUUUAGCUUUUAUUUACUCUACGGCUUGUUGUUCAUUUUUUCUGCUUUAUGGUUACUUGUACAGUCACGUGUGAAGAUUUCUUGAAGCUGAACGUACACCGACUUCUUCUCACCUGGAGGCUCUUGUUUUCCUAUAGGAAAUAACGCUGCGUUUUGAUCCUCUACAGACAUCUCUGGACUGGAGUCCUUCCCAUCCUGAGACAGACGGACAACAACCACACGUUUUCACCCUCAGGGAUGAAAUAUGCAACGGCUGUGAGAAGAGCACCCACAUUCUGAAGUCCAAAGUGGUUUUAAGUCAUGAUGCAGGAGUCGGCCACAGAGACAAUAAGCAACAGUUCAAUGAGUCAAAAUGGAAUGAGCAGCCUGAGCAGCCUAUGCAGCCAAUUAGAUGCUGGCAGUAGAGAUGGAAGAUCAAGCGGUGACACGAGCAGCGAAGUAAGCACAGUCGAGCUGCUGCAUCUCCAACAACAGCAGGCCCUACAAGCAGCGAGGCAAUUACUCUUACAACAGCCAGGCAGUGGCCUGAAAUCUCCAAAGAACAACGACAAACAGCGUCCACUGCAGGUGCCGGUGUCGGUGGCCAUGAUGAGUCCCCAGGUGAUCACCCCCCAGCAGAUGCAGCAGAUCCUCCAGCAGCAGGUCCUAUCCCCUCAGCAGCUCCAGGCCCUGCUCCAACAGCAGCAGGCUGUCAUGCUGCAGCAGUACUGUGCGAGGCCAUUUAAAGUCCAUAUGGAGAAGACAUGGCGGGAGAGCGAGACUACACAACACCUGCAGGAGUUUUAUAAGAAACAGCAGGAGCAGCUGCACCUGCAGCUUUUACAACAGCAGCACCCUGGAAAGCAAGCAAAAGAGCAACAGCAGCAGCAGCAGCAUCAGCAGCAGCUCGCCGCCCAGCAGCUCGUCUUCCAGCAGCAACUCCUCCAGAUGCAACAGCUCCAGCAGCAGCAGCACCUGCUCAACAUGCAGCGCCAGGGCCUGCUCUCCCUGCCCCCGGCCCCAGGACAGGCAGCCCUCCCCGGGCAGACCAUGCCACCAGCUGGACUGAGCCCAGCAGAGCUCCAACAGUUGUGGAAGGACGUGACCGGCGGCGGCCACAACAUGGAGGACAACGGCAUCAAACACAGCGUCGUCGGCGGCGGCCUGGACCUGACCACUACCAACUCUUCCUCGACUACCUCCUCUACCCCUUCCAAAGCAUCACCUCCCAUCUCUCACCACUCCAUCGCCAACGGCCAGUCUCCCGCGCUCAAUUCCAGAAGAGAGAGAGAGCGAGAGAGGGAACGGGAAAGGGAGAGGUACGGAAACUCAUUACAUGAGGAAAGUGGAGCCUCCCACUCCCUCUAUGGUCAUGGGGUCUGCAAGUGGCCCGGCUGCGAGAGCGUCUGUGAGGACUUCGGACAGUUUUUGAAGCACCUUAACAAUGAGCAUGCUCUAGACGACAGGAGCACGGCCCAGUGUCGAGUCCAGAUGCAGGUGGUACAGCAGCUAGAGAUACAGCUUUCUAAAGAACGUGAGCGUCUUCAGGCGAUGAUGGCCCACUUGCACAUGCGGCCCUCGGAGCCCAAGCCAUCUCCAAAACCUCUGAACUUGGUAUCGAGCGUCACCAUGUCGAAGAACCUGCUGUCGGUGUCCCCUCCGAACGUACCUCAGACCCCCACCACGCCCAGCGCCCCCGUGACACCCAUGUCCCAGGUGCCCCAGGUGCCCUCCCUGCUCAGCGCCGCCAACGUCCCCAGCAUGGGCGCCAUGCGCAGACGUCACUCCGACAAGUACUCCAUGCAACUGUCUUCAGGUGGUGACACAGUAUUUAUUUUUCCAGAGAUCGCCCCAAACUAUGAGUUUUAUAAGAAUGCCGAUGUCAGACCGCCAUUUACUUAUGCAACCCUCAUAAGGCAGGGUAUCAUGGAGUCGGGCGACAUGCAGUUAACGCUUAAUGAAAUCUACAGCUGGUUCACGCGCACAUUCGCUUACUUCAGACGCAACGCAGCUACUUGGAAGAACGCCGUUCGCCACAACCUCAGUCUGCACAAGUGCUUUGUGCGUGUGGAGAACGUGAAGGGGGCCGUGUGGACGGUGGAUGAGAUGGAGUACCAGAAACGCAGGUCUCAGAAGAUAACAGGGUGUAGAAGCCCGACGCUUGUGAAGAACCUUCCCUCCAGCCUGGGCUAUGGAGCUGCUUUAAAUGCCAGCUUACAGGCGGCGCUGGCUGAGACCUCCCUGCCUCUGCUGGGGAACCCUGGUCUGAUGAACAGCAGUUCGUCUGGCUUGAUGGGAGGCAGUCCUCCUGGUCUAAUGGGCGGGAGCCCCCCUGGUAUGCUCGGCGGUAGCCCCCAUGGAUUGAUGGGUGGUAGCCCACAUGGAUUCAUGGGCGGGAGCCCCCAUGGGUUGAUGGGUGGCAGCCCCCCAGGAAUGAUGGGAAGCAGCCCCCCAAGCCUGCUCCAGUCCGACUUGAAUGGAUCGCUGGAUCACCUGGACACCAACGGCCACAGCAGCCCUGGAGGAUACUCCCCACAGGCACACAUGCAAGCGAUCCACGUCAAGGAGGAGCCGUUGAACAUGGACGACGAUGACUGUCCGAUGUCGCUGGUGACGACAGCCAACCACAGCCCAGAGCUAGACGACGACCGGGAGCUGGAGGAGGGCAACCUAUCAGAUGACCUGGAGUGACUACUGGAGUCCCUCCCACUACUACAGGCCCCUCCCUCCACCUCCGUCACACUGUCCUCCUACCUGUUUCCUCACAGGCUGUCCUCCUAGAACCUGCUAGAACCAGAACCACUCCUCACCCAGAACCAAACAGAACCAACAGAACAGACCAUAGCUGACUCUCCUCCCUCCCGACCCGCGGACUGGAGUAUUUAUUGAGCAUGCAUCCGGAAGACGAGGCCCAAAGGAACUCUUUGUUGCAGCCCUAUGGGAUCCCUGACUGAACAUGACAGGCAUGAGAUGUCUGGUUUUUAAAACGACUUUCAGACCUGUUUCAUUAAGAUGGCUUGGCCACUACAUACACACAGACACACACAGAGGCUCAUGGACGGAAAACGACGAAAACACGAGUCUGGAAACCCGUUCUGUAGAAAGCUAACGGCCUCAUAUACUGCCAAAAAAAAGAUGUUUAAUUUUGUGAAUAUCAAAAAACCCUCACAGUAGUUGUUGAUGUUAGAAACAAUUGCUGGUUCAAUUCAAACGUUGUUGCUCUGUCCAUCAUUUGCACAGGAGUAGUAUCAGAAAUUAGUGUCACUGCCUGUAUGUUGCAAAAAUUCGAAAAAAAAACAGUAUUUUCUUUUUUUUCUUCUUUUUGCGUUCUACUUUUUGUAUUCUGAUUUCUGGCACCACCAACUGUAAAUGCCAUUUCCUAUUUCCCAACAGUAACAGAAGCACGGUAUCAAGACUGUUGCAGCUGUCAAAAAAGUAGGCUUCCAGUCUGAACCUGUUUGUGAUGAAAAGUAAUUAACGUGACAUUAAGUUUGAAAAACGUAACUGUUUGUGUAAAGCACCAACCAAUACGGGAAAGAAAUGCAUUUCUGCAUUUUCUUCUGCUGUUCUCUUUUACCUCCUUGUUCUAAAGCUUUGUCUACCUGCAAACAGUCACAGGCAACAGCUAGAAACCAAAGCCAACACUAUCAAUGGCCAAUAGCUUAGACAGAAGCCACCAGACUCUUUGGUCAGCCUUCUGUGACUUUAACUAGUACAAAGAGAAGCUUUCCGCAAACUACCUUCUAAAUAACCUCUGGGAUCGUUUCAUUUAGCCCUGUACAAAGAUGAUUCAAGAAAAAAAAUAGAAAAAAGAUUUUGAUGUGUAAUUUGAUAACUUGUAGUGUCCACUUGGAGUUUAGGGCGAGAGAGGAGAGGAGAUGUGAUAUGUAACUACAGGCUAUGUGAUAGGGACCGGUAGAAAGCAGCUCUACUGUAAAAGUGGAUCAUGACCAAAAUGAACAUUUGUGUGUUCAAUGGAAGUGCAGAAAAUUGUGUUGUUGUGUAGAUUGUUUUUGAUUUUUGAUUUCUUUGUUUUUGUUUUUGAUUUUCCAUUACCCAUCAUGUCAUAGUUUUCUCUAAUCUAGUGAAUAUGUAAUGUUCAGUGGGACUGUCAAAUAUGUCAUGUCUGAUUUCCGUGCGGUUUGUUUAGAGCCGCGUUUAAAACCGAAACUGAAAACAUAGUAACCAAACAUUUAAAAUAUCUAGUAAAGCCAAAUAAGUCAUAAUUUCAAGUUGAUAUGAAAUGAUGUGGCUUGGUUAUCACGUAAAAGCAAAUAAUAUAGCCAUUGUAGAAGAGGGAUAUCAAAGGUGAAAAGAAGCCUUUUCUAAGGGAUAUUUGCUUUAUUCUAUAGUUUAAAUACUUCAUUGUCUAAUUCAUAGCUUCUUAACUAUAUAGAUACAGUCAGUGGUAGCAUAGGAGAAGCUAUCUUUAACUGCACUGCAUUCUGUAUAGGGUAGGGACCUUGUAUAUCACAUUUGGGAUUCUAGUGGCAGGAACAGAAGUUAGUGAUUGUCAAAAAAAUAUAUUUCAUUUCUGUCAGAUAAAUGUCAUCUAGAAAAGUGGAUGGGGUUGCUUUAAUGGUCAUUUCCGUUUUCAGUCAAACCAAAGUUACACAAAAUUCUGCCUCUGGUUAUGGGAUAGACACUCUAGAAAUGACACACACACAAACCCUUUCAAAGGCACACACACACACACACACACACACACACACACACACACACACACACACACACACACACACACAAACACUCACAGUCCUGUGUUUUUGGUCUGCCAGCUUUCCUGGUCCUUGUUAUGGUAACCUUCAGAUGCAGAAAAACAGAUACUGUCAAAUAACUGACUGAGUUGUAUUGUAUUUUAACUAUCAGUGUGUGUCUGCUUUGUGCGUAUGUAUGGAAACAUACUGUGCAUAUAUGUUGUUUUCAAGUGUUGUGCCAAGCCAAAAAAGUUGGCUGCUAGAGCUUAGCGCACUACUACAUACAUAACCAAACACACAUGCAUAACCAAACACACCUUACACACACAGUCAUGCCAGUUCCACUUCAAGAGGGUGCUGGGCCCAGGAACAAAGCUUAUCCCUUAUGUACUUUGAUGGAGUCAGCAAAAUGACUUGAAGACAACAUUCAUAAUAGUCUUAUCACACCAAAUAUAAGGACACAGCGUCUUUCAAAAAAAAAAAAAAAAAAAGGAUUCUCCCACUUAACCCCAAAAAUGAAGGCUUUCUAAAAGGUUCUACCUCUGCACAACCAAUUCAGAACAAUUAAAUGGCAGAUUGCACGUCGAGUUAUUAGAAUGCCACAAGAGCUGUUACACUUUACUCAAUGGACAUGGCUCAACGGACAGUUUACAUUCCCAACAUCAGAUACGGAAGAAGAUUAGUAUUGUAAUAGGUUGUCCUCAAACAUUUGUAGAAUGAUAAUGUAAAAAUACCUUUAAGGGAAUAUUGUGUUUUAAAAUGCAUGUCUAAAAUAAUUUGGUGGACUGGAAAACAAUCAUUAACAGAUAAAAAUAAUAUAAGAAAUACAAAUGAUCCGGAGGAUGACCUAAAUGUAAGUACAAUGCAUAAGAAUGCGUACCUCAACUAUACUGUUUGGGAAGGAAAAAACUGUCAGCCACAGAAUGCAUAUUACCUGUAGAUUUUGCAUGGGUUUUGUAAAAAUAAAAAUGUCUAAAAUAGUUGCUUGCACAUAAUACCAGAAAGAUCCCAGAACUGCAAUCUGCUCCUCCACUAGAUUUUAGGAUUGUCUGGAUUUUCUGGGAUGAUUUUGUCUGUAUUUUGAUAACUGUGCAUACUAUGUAAAAAUGUUGGUGGACCCAUAAAAUUUACCAGACUUUUUUCUAAGCGAAGAAAAAAAAAAUCUGUGUUUCUUUUCUGAAUUUCAUGAUUUUUUACUGUUCUCUCAUUGCUCGCUAAGAAUAGCAAACCUGCUUUUUCUGCAUCUGCUUUGCGUAGCUGUAAGGCUUAACCUAAUGUGUGUAUUUAUUGCUUGUACCUCUGUGCAUACUUUAUGAAGCAUUAUGUCUGGCAGUUGAGUCAUGUAUACUUUCUACUACUAUCAUUCUCUAAUAAUUGGGAAUAUGAUCCCCCUAUGUAUACAGUAAAUUGGGACUGUAGCAAACACAUAUGUUUAUGUAAUUGGUGAAUACAUUUUAUGUUUUUUGUUUUAUUCCUUUAUGAUCGAGGUUAACUCAUUUUUGAUACCUUCAUUACCGUGUACUGUGUCCAUGCGUUAAAGAUUCUCUGACACUAGAAGGUCGUGGUUGAGAAUUGUAACAGUCGUUAUUAUUUUCUGUAUUCAUGGCUUUUCACUGCUGACUAAAAUAAAGGACCAAAACUAG
Messenger RNA from Salmo salar (Atlantic salmon), 6571 nucleotides. Lineage: Eukaryota; Metazoa; Chordata; Actinopteri; Salmoniformes; Salmonidae. The record is from RefSeq and is a predicted model, not a curated record.